Molecule: messenger RNA, 1121 nt
Organism: Penaeus vannamei (Pacific white shrimp)
Lineage: Eukaryota; Metazoa; Arthropoda; Malacostraca; Decapoda; Penaeidae
Source: RefSeq, a predicted model, not a curated record
AUGGCAGCAAAGCCAAUAGAUCCAAUGGAUCAUGAUUUCGAGGCCGAGAAUGAUCGGUUAAUUGCUAUUGCGGUUUUGGUAGCUUUGAUGUUGGAAUACCUUCGCAUUAGAAAGAGUGACGUCACCUCUAAGAGUAGUGACAUCACCUCUAAGAGUAGUGACGUCACCUCUAAGAGUAGUGACGUCACCUCUAAGAAUAGUGACGUCACCUCUGUGAGUAGUGACAUCACCUUUGAGAGUAGUGACGUCAACUCUAAGAGUGACAUCACCUCUGAGAGUAGUGACAUCACCUCUAAGAGUAGUGACAUCACCUUUGAGAGUAGUGACGUCAACUCUAAGAGUGACAUCACCUCUAAGAGUAGUGAUGUCACCUCUAAGAGUAGUGACGUCACCUCUAAGAGUAGUGACGACAUCACCUCUAAGAGUAGUGACGACGUCACCACUAAGAGUAGUGACGUCACCUAUAAGAGUAGUGACGUCACCUCUGAGAGUAGUGACGUCACCUCUGAGAGUAGUGAUAUCACCUCUAAGAGUGACGUCACCUCUAAGAGUAGUGACAUCACCUCUAAGAGUAGUGACAUCACCUCUAAGAGUGACGUCACCUCUAAGAGUAGUGACAUCACCUCUAAGAGUGACGUCACCUCUAAGAGUAGUGACACCUCUAAGAGUAGUGACGUCACCUCUGAGAGUAGUGACGUCACCUCUGAGAGUAGUGACGUCACCUCUAAGAGUGACGUCACCUCUAAGAGUAGUGACGCCACCUCUGAGAGUAGUGACGUCACCUCUAAGAGUAGUGACGUCACCUCUAAGAGUAGUGACGUCACCUCUAAGAGUAGUGACGCCACCUCUGAGAGUAGUGACGUCACCUCUGAGAGUAGUGACGUCACCUCUAAGAGAAGUGACGCCACCUCUGAGAGUAGUGACGUCACCUCUAAGAGAAGUGACGCCACCUCUGAGAGUAGUGACGUCACCUCUAAGAAUAGUGACGUCACCUCUAAGAGUAGUGACGUCACCUCUAAGAGUAGUGACGUCACCUCUAAGAGUAGUGACGUCACCUCUGAGUAGUGACAUCACCGCUCACCGCUCAGCUGGCCAUUCCUCCUGUGACGAAGAAUAAUAAU